Molecule: messenger RNA, 3007 nt
Organism: Coturnix japonica (Japanese quail)
Lineage: Eukaryota; Metazoa; Chordata; Aves; Galliformes; Phasianidae
Source: RefSeq, a predicted model, not a curated record
CGCGCACUGCGCUCAUUGCGGGCUGCGGGGCUGUGAGGAGCUGCGGCUGCUCCCGCCGCUCGAGAGGCGGUUUUCUCUCACCUCAGGCUCAGUGCGCCCUUCUCCUUUUGGCUGCGGGGCUGUUGAGUUCUUGAGCGUUGGAGCAAGUUAAAACGCCUAACGCUGCACUCCUGCUUUAUGCUUUCCUGAAGAAAAGGAGUGGUUUUGCGUUCACUUCGAAAGGCCGUUUUUAAAAGCACUGGAAAAAAAAAUUAAAACUGCUGAGUGGUUUCCUUUGGAGCUGUUAGAAUGAACACCAGCAGCCUGACAUCUGAGAUGUCCUCUGUGCAGUUAGCUUUCUGUUUACAGGUGUCUCACUGCUCACCCUUUUGUGAUGUAUUUUGGUCAUUUAAAUACAGACACUGACAAUUCAGUGGAAUCUCAGUGGACAACUCAAAAGUUGAUGGGCCUCUGUUGCAGAUUUUAUUUAUGAACAAUGUAAUUUCUAAGCAGUAUCAUCAAGAAAUUGAAGAUUUUGUUUUUAAUUUAAUUCACAAAUACGAAGAGCAACAGAGAGAUGAGCAGGAAAAAACACACUUCAGUCUUAAGCCUCAGCCCUCCAGUGUUCUUCUAGAAGAGGACUGUAAAACAGCAAGCUUGAAUUCUGUUAAAAAAAUGAAGGAAGCUUUUAGUGUUGUAGGAAGUGUUCUGUAUUUUACCAAUUUUUGUCUUGAUAAACUGGGACAGCCUAUAUUAAAUGAGAAUCCACAGCUGACAGAAGGAUGGGAAAUACCUAAAUAUCAGCAAGUUUUCAGCCAGAUUCUCUCCCUAGAUGGACAAGAAAUACAAGUAAAACCAAAAAGCAGACCAAAAUCGCUCUGUUUCAAUUGUGGCUCUGAAGAGCAUCAGAUAAAGGACUGUCCAAAGCCACGAAAUGCAGCUCGCAUAAGUGAGAAGAGAAAGGAGUUUAUGGAAGCUUGUGGUGAAGCAAGCAAUCAGAAUUUUCAGCAGCGUUACCAUGCAGAGGAAGUAGAAGAGAGGUUUGGAAAAUUUAAACCAGGAGUGAUUAGUGGGGAACUUCAAGAUGCGCUUGGUGUCACAGCUAAGAGUCUUCCUCCAUUUAUAUAUCGCAUGCGUCAGCUUGGUUAUCCUCCAGGCUGGCUCAAAGAGGCUGAAAUGGAGCACUCAGGACUUGCGCUUUAUGAUGGUAAAGAUGAUAAUGAAACAGAAGAUGAAGGAUAUCUUCAACGAAAACAUGUCACUUAUGAUGUCUCUAAGUUGAUUAACUAUCCAGGCUUUAAUAUCUCCACUCCAAGUGGGAUCCCAGAUGAAUGGCAGAUGUUUGGUUCCAUCCCCAUGCAGCCAUCUCAACAGAAGGAUGUUUUUGCUCACUACCUUUCUAAUUUCCAUGCGCCAAGUUCAAAAUCUAGCAAUAAAAGGACUGCACCACAGCCAAGCUCUCAUCAUUCAAAACGACCAAAAGACACCGUGGAGGUUGCAGUAGCUGACAUGGACAUAGAUUCUGAUGUGGAAGUGUCACAAGGAUCUCAAACAACCAACAGUUUUCAGUUCCAACCUCCACUGCCACCUGGACCUCCAGUGAUUUCAACUCCUCCUCCUUUACCACAAGGCACACCUCCACGUACUCCUCAAAGUCUUCCCCCAACUCAACCUUCAACACCCACCCAUCCUCCUCUUCCUAACGCUGUUUCAUCAUUGAAUCCUUCCAUUGAUGUUCCACAGCCAAAAAUAGUGGACUCAACCAUGGAUGAGGAUACCCUGACCUUGGAAGAACUAGAGGAACAGCAGCGAUUAAUUUGGGCAGCAUUAGAGCAAGCAGAAAGCACAAACAGUGACUCUGAUAUCCCUGUUGAUACACCUUUAACUGGAAAUUCUGUUACAUCAUCACCAUCCAGAAACGAAGUAGAUCUUGUUGCAGAAGUAAGAUCAUCUGAUAAGAUGGUAACAUUGGAAACUAGGUUUUCCAGUAUCAGUGAACAGGUACCAGAAAAUGAACAUUCUUUAACUAGUCCUAAUCCAGACAGUAGUUCACCUAAUUUAAAGGAAAAUCCUGAAAAUUCAGAUUCUGAAGGCCUGCUAGAUAACACCGUGCCUGCUCCCAACCAUGAGGUUAACGAUGGAGAAAGUAUAGUUGAUAAUAAAGUGGUGACAAGCAGUGAGUCAUCUGCAAAGAACUCAAAUCCUGUUCCUGAUAUGAGUAAGUUUGCUGUAGGUAUAGCACCUUUUGAAUUUGAAAACAUGACAGAAUCAACAGGCACUUACCUUCGAAUAAGAAGUGUGCUAAAGAAUUCCCCAAGAAACCAGCAAAAGAAAAAGACUUGACUUUUUAACUGGUCUUCCUUUGUUUCUUUAUGUUCAAAUUCCUGCACCCUCCUCUCUCCUUCAGUUUUACAAACUCAGAUAACGUUCCUCAUCCUUUUGUGGGAAGGAAAAAAUCUGUAAAGAUUACCCUGUUCUUCCUCAAAACUGAAGUUACUGCAGGGCUUCCACCUUGACCGGAAUCAAUCCAGCCAGAAAAUACAGAAGAAUUUUCCCAAAUUGCAUCCUUCCACUAUGGAGUGCCAGGACUGUUUAUUUACAUUGGCAAGUAAAUUGUUCUUCACUCUAAAAAAGAGAGACUUGUCUUAUUGCUCAUUGCUUUGGCUAAGAGUUGCGUUGUCCUUGAAUUUCAGGUGGAUUGGUGAUUUUUUUUUUUAAUAUCCUUUGUACAAUAAUGGAUACUUUAUAGAUUUUGCUAAUUAUCCUGUAGAUAAGUUUAAUAUAUUCAGAAUGUUUUUUAAAAGAUCUAAAAUUAAGGCUUCCCAUGUCAAAGUAUUGGAAAUUGGAUGAAAAUGACCGGGGAUUACCAGCAUUAUCGUCACCUCUUCAAGUAUUUUUAUAAACUUUUAUUUAUGUGGGUUAGUUUUAAUUACCACUGUAUCUUUUGUAACAUCGUUCUUCAUGUAAACUUGCUGUACAUAUGUGUUCAUUUUUAUGUACAGAGGUUUAAUAAAUGAGUUUUUAUAAA